This is a messenger RNA of Psylliodes chrysocephalus, 789 nucleotides long. The record is from the annotation of a GenBank genome assembly. NCBI's taxonomy places the organism in Eukaryota, Metazoa, Arthropoda, Insecta, Coleoptera, Chrysomelidae.
AUUUUAAUCAAUUAAUGUCUUUUUUUAAUUAAUAAUAUCGAUAUACCGUCUUCGAGAAGGUGUUGUGUAAAUAAUCCAAAUACAUUUUGUUACAUUUGUGGUGAAUAUGUAGUGAAAAAGUUUAGAAAACCUAUAACAGAUUCAGUGAAGAAGACAUACGUUGACUACUUUAAUAUAGAGAUGAAGGCUUUGAACAAACCGUAUGUUCCAAACAUCGUAUGCAAGUUGUGUAGUGAACAUUUAAGACAGUGGGCAAAUGGUAAACGUAAUCAUUUAAAGUAUAGUGUGCCAAUGAUUUGGACAGAACCGAAAAAUCACAUUGAUGACUAUUAUAUUUGUGUUGUAGAAUUACAUGGUACAAACAAAAGAAAAAUGACAUAUCCUGAUUUACCGUCUGCUAAAAGACCUCGACUGUGUUUAAAUGACGUACCAUCUCCUAUGAGUCAAGAUCUUUCAAAUCUAUCAGAUUUGUCGGACACAGAGAUGGUGGAAGUUUUUUCUGAUAAACGUGACAGUGAUUUUGAAGUAUCAACAUCGCCUUCACAUUUUUCUCAAUAUGCUUUAAGUGAUUUGAUUAGAGACCUUGACCUUUCGAAAGAGCGAUCUGAGUUACUAGUAUCUAAACUCAAAGAAAGAAAUUUGUUAUCUCAAGGUACAAAAAUAACAUUUUAUCGUGAUCGUGAAAAAGAAUUUCUUCCAUUUUUUAGCUCAGAAAAUGAUAUAGUUUAUUUUAAUAACAUUAGUGGCCUUCUGAUGAAACUGGGGCUCUCAAGAUACAAAGCUGAAUAA